Molecule: messenger RNA, 2558 nt
Organism: Eleginops maclovinus (Patagonian blennie)
Lineage: Eukaryota; Metazoa; Chordata; Actinopteri; Perciformes; Eleginopidae
Product: probable polypeptide N-acetylgalactosaminyltransferase 8
Exons: 11
Coding region: 141-2042 (633 amino acids)
Biological process (GO): protein O-linked glycosylation
Cellular component (GO): Golgi apparatus
Molecular function (GO): polypeptide N-acetylgalactosaminyltransferase activity
Source: RefSeq, a predicted model, not a curated record
UAACAAAGCUGCCAAAGGGCGUAACUGUAUUUGGAUAAGAAGGGAAGAAAGGGAGAGCACCUGAAAUUAAAAGCAGGGGAAUAUUUCCACCUCCUUUAUUCACAAGGCCAAAUUUAACACAUAACAUACACAGAAGCGCCAUGAUGAGAUCUGGCUGGAUUAAAGGAUUCCUUCUGACCUCUGCCAUGGCUGGUUCUCUUCUAUACCUCAGCUCCAUAAAGAAAGAGGUUCACACCCAUUCCGAGAGACUCAGUAGAGCCCACCACAACGACUCCAUCAGGGGUCAGGGAAUACUCAACAGGAUGGACAAGAUGGAAACAGACAUCAACAGACUGCUCAAUGUGCUGAAUAAACUUGAAAAGAAGGAACUAGUGAACCAGAACAAUGAAGAAGUGAAGAAAGAGAGGAGCGUGGUGAGGAAGCUGUACCUAAACUCUUAUCUGUUCACCAAGUGGGGUGACGAUCUGUCAGAGGAGGAGCAGAAGGAGGCUGAGAGGCUGUUUGUGAGAUACGGAUACAACAGCUUCCUCAGUGACAGGCUGCCCCUCAACAGGGAAAUCCCUGACACCAGGCCGGCCAGGUGUGCUAAGAAAACAUACCCUAAGGAUCUGCCUUCCAUCAGUGUCAUAUUAAUCUACCUGGAUGAAGCACUUUCUAUCAUCAAAAGAGCCAUUCGCAGCAUCAUUGACAAGACACCAGCUCUUCUGCUGGAAGAAAUCAUACUUGUGGAUGAUCACAGCAGUAAUGGUAAGUUGAAGAUCCCUCUCUUUACAUUUGCAGAGGAUUUAAUGGAGAAACUGGAUGAAUACAUCAACUCUAUCCACGAGGAGUGUCCAGACCUGGUAAAGAGAGUCCGUCACUCUGAGCAGCUCGGCCUCACUCAGGCCAGACUCUCAGGCUGGAAGGUUGCUGUUGGGGAGGUAGUGGCCAUCUUGGAUGCUCACAUAGAAGUCCAUGUUCAAUGGGCAGAGCCGUUGUUGGCUCGGAUCAAAGAGGACCGCACUGUGAUAGUGACACCAGUGUUUGACAAAGUCAAUUACGAUGACCUGAAACUUGUUCCCUACACAUCAGCUGCGGAUGCUUUUGACUGGGCUCUGUGGUGCAUGUACGAGUCCUUCAGCCCUGAGUGGUAUGCUUUAAAGGACGACUCACUGCCUGGAAAGAGCCCCUCCAUCAUGGGGAUUCUUGUAGCUGAUCGCAAGUUCUUUGGAGAGAUCGGAAGCCUUGAUGGUGGAAUGAAAAUAUACGGUGGUGAAAAUGUGGAACUCGGCAUCCGGGUGUGGCUGUGUGGAGGAAGCAUAGAGGUUAUACCUUGCUCUAAAAUUGCCCACAUUGAACGAGCCACCAAGCCGUACCUCCCAGACUUGAACGAAAUGUUGAAGCGUAAUGCUCUGAGGGUGGCCGAGGUGUGGAUGGAUGAAUAUAAAUACAAUGUCAACAUUGCCUGGAACCUUCCACUUGAAAAUCAUGGGAUAGACAUUGGGGAUGUGUCAGAGAGGAAAAAACUGAGAGAGAGGCUGAACUGCAAGCCCUUUAAAUGGUAUCUGGAUAAUGUUUAUCCCUUGCUCAAUCCUCUGACUGACGUGCUAGCUUACGGAGCGCUGGUUAACGAACUGGAGCCUACACUCUGCAUUGACCAAGGUCCAAUCCCUGGGAACAAUCCCAUUCUAUAUGGUUGUCACCAACAGGCCUCCCAGCACUGUUAUUAUCGCUCCAAUGGACAACUCUACAUUGGUGGAAUAAAAUCUCACAAGUACAACAGCAACCGCUGUCUGGUGGACCCUGGCUCCGGAGUCUACCCAGAACUGUACGAGUGCAAAAUGGUCGAGCAGAAGAAACUCCACAUGCUGUGGGUUUUUAAACAGAACGGAGCUAUCCAGAACAGAGAAACAAGGAGGUGUCUGGAAAUUAUGGUAGCUGGAGACGGCUAUUAUAGACUGGUUAUUCAGCAGUGCACUGGUCAGAAAUGGAAGAUACAACAUCUCAUCAAAGGCUGGCUUGGUGGGCAGGGUUCAAAAGACAAGAUGAUAAUGGAGCCAUGAUUCAAUGACAAAUGGCAGCUCAAUGAAAGACAUGUUUGUUUUUGGGGCAAGUUUGCAUUUUUGCUUUGGACGACAAGAGCCAACUCUGCAAGUAAAGUUUUGACAAAAUGUAUUUAAUAAUUGUUUUUAAAAAUAACAUAUUAACACAAAAUGAACUACCAUUGAAUGGCCAUUUUAUGUGAACAUUUGCUUUUACUUGUUUUGUGUGGAAAACCCUAAUGAGAGGAAAAUAUUGUCAGUAAACAGACCGUCUGCAUGACUUCAGUAGGCUAGUUAACUGUCAAAUUCCCCAAGUAGUUUUUAAAAAUGUAUACCUUAAUACAUCAGACCAGAACUGAGGGUAUGUUUAACAAUUUAACAAUAACACAAACAGUAGUGUCAAUUUUUCAAAUAAAAGCGUAAGAUGUUUGCUAUAGCUAAUCGCUUUGACAACCAUAAUUCAAGUUGAUCAGGAUCCAUUGUGUGGUUUUUAUGUGUGAUUAAAGAUGAAGGCGUCCCAUUUGUUCUGCCACAUGA